Molecule: messenger RNA, 2297 nt
Organism: Nilaparvata lugens (brown planthopper)
Lineage: Eukaryota; Metazoa; Arthropoda; Insecta; Hemiptera; Delphacidae
Gene: Nup58
Product: nucleoporin p58/p45
Exons: 9
Coding region: 191-1831 (546 amino acids)
Biological process (GO): nucleocytoplasmic transport
Cellular component (GO): nuclear pore
Molecular function (GO): structural constituent of nuclear pore
Source: RefSeq, a predicted model, not a curated record
AAUCUGUUUUCCUGUUGGAGAGAAAUUAAAUUUCUAACCUCGAAAAACAACGAAUCACAAUAUUAUUCAAUAAUGUACAAAAGUUUUUUAAUUGUUUGUUAAAAUUUUGGACUUUUCAAAAACGAGUAUCAGUGACACUUUCAAAAUUUUAGAUUUUUUCAUAGUUUUUGAUAGAUAUUAGUCGUUAAAAAUGGCUUUUAAUUUUGGAAAUCCAACGACUACUCCUUCAACAACACAAUCUGCAUUUUCAUUCGGAUCCAAUACAACAUUUGGAGCUGCAACUCCGAGCCAAGGUGGCUUCAAUCUACCACUUGGGACAUCCACUCCUGCCACUAGCAACGCAGCAACUGGUGGAUUCACUUUUGGGGCCUCGACCACUGCUCAACCCGCCGCACCCGCCACUGGAGGUUUCACAUUCGGGGCCCAACCAGCCUCCUCAGGACUUACUUUCGGCGCUACUCCACUGUCGGCUCCCUCCCUGAGCCUGGGGGGCCUCAAACCGACGGCUGCCGCGACGCCUCUCAAGCCGGCCGCAGUCGCCACCACCACUGCGCAGUCGCUGAACUUCUUCAGCCCCGCUCCGCCCGCCGCCGCGACCACUGCUGCGCCGACCACAGGUCUGUCGUUCGGCGUCAACUCGAACACGGCUAUCAAAUUCAAUCCGCUUACGCAACCGUCGACGUCAAGCGGUCCCUCAUUCAUAGGCCCGGCCACCAAAGGAUUCAACGCAGCUAAGACCACCGCAAGCACUGGGCUUACUUUCAACACACCGACCACAGGUACCAGUGGUGGUCUGUUUGGCCUGGGUAGUGUCACCACAACCACCAGUGGUGCAUCCACGGUGACCACCACGGCGGCAACCACGUUCAAGGGGCUGGGAGGUGUCGAUAGUGCCACCAUCGCUGGUGGUGUCUCAGGCACUACAGGAGCAGGUAGAACGGAGAACAAAACAGUGAAAGUGAAUCAAGUGCCGAACGACAUCAUCCAGUCGAUCGAGGGCUUCAAGAGUUUUGUGAAAAGUCAGAAGAACCUCAGCUGUGAAGUGGCGCGAGCCUCCGCCAAGCCAUUGGCCAAGGUCACUGAGAACACAAACGGCCUUGAGAAGUUGUUGGCCUCACUCUCAUCGGAUCUACAGAAGAAUAGCAUCUUGGUUAAUAAACUCAAGGAUGAUACUUCCAAGGUGUUCGCGCAGUGCGAGAUGGCUCAGCGUACCCAUGACACUCCGGCCGGACUGCAAAACGAGAACGUGGCGCCUCUCGAGUUCUUCCUAAAUCUGGUGGCCUCCUUUGAGCACAGCGCACAAGUGCUGCGUCAGCAGAUUGACAACACUGAGAAGCAUGUCAACACGCUCAAUCAGCCGGCUAUGCUUACCAGUCAAGAACUGUUAACCGCACUUCGCCGUCUGCACGAGAGCUUCGUAGCGCUGGCCGGACGUCUGCAGCUGGUUCAUCAAAUGGUGACCGCUGAGAAGCAGCGACACCUCGCCAUGAGACGCCACUUCCUCAAGGACACCACUGACAUCUUCCUGAGGGACUCUGCCUCAUCAGACCAAUCAGCGGCCGCCAAACGCAGUGUGGUAGGCGUGGCCACUGGCCCCACCCCUUUCUCGUCAUUGGGCGGCAGCGGCCUAAUGCUGCAGCAACAGCAGCCAAUCGCAGUGCAGGAUACGUUCAAUAGCCAGUCCAAUAUUGGCUGGGGAUCUUCUAUGCCGACCUCUUCUUCGGUUCAAGGCAUCGGAUCGAGUUCCUCUUUCAACUUUUUUAGUUCCUCAUCAACCGAUAACUUCCAGCUGUCAAAACCGCCACCAGGAAAUAAGCGUGGCAAAAGAUAAGAAUGCUAACAUAACUAAAAGCCGGUAAUUGAAUUCAAUUUGAGAACUGUUUCCUGAUUGCAUUGUAUGUCUAAUAGAUUUAACCAUGAUUAAACUGUCAUCUAACGAACCUGAGGUGAAAAUAUGGUAGUUUCCUGUUGUCUCUACUCUUUCUUUUUUCUUCCGAUGUCUGCACCGCGGUCCCAGGAUCGGAGAAUUAUAUGCUCGGGUAUCUCUGCCUUAAGAUUGUCCAGAGACUCCUAUAACAAUAUGGGGUAUUGUCUCCAUUAAUAAAUAAAACCAAUGUCACGAGAACCAUGAGCGAAAUGACCUCAAUGCAAUGGAUAACAUGUUUAAUCAGCGGUCAGAUUUGAAAGACAUUCAUGCAACCGGGCCUUUGUCUAAAAACUAAUUUUGUUCUAGCCAACGUUUCAUUUACUAGAUCAUAUUUUCUAUGUUCGUAAUAAAUUUGGGAUUUCAGCAAGAA